AUGUCCCUGCAUGGUGUGCCAUUCUCACAUGGUGUGCCAUUCUCACAUGGUGUGCCAUCCUCACAUGGUGUGCCAUCCUCGAAUGGUGUGCCAACCUCGAAUGGUGUGCCAACCUCACAUGGUGUGCCAUCCACGCUUGGUGUGCCAUCCUUGCAAGGUGUGCCAUCCCCACAAGAUGUGCCUUCCUCACAAAGGGUGCCAUCCUCACAAGGUGUGCUGGCCUCGCAAGGUGUGCUGUCCUCGCAAGGUGUGCCGUCCUCGCAAGGUGUGCCGUCCUCGCAAGGUGUGCCAUCCUUGCAAGGUGUGCUGUCCUCACAAGGUGUGCUGUCCUCACAAGGUGUGCUGUCCUCACAAGGUGUGCUGUCCUCACAAGGUGUGCUGUCCUCACAAGGUGUGCUGUCCUCACAAGGUGUCCUGUCCUCGCAAGUGCAGUCUUUGCAUGCAGUGCAGCCUUCGCAUGGAAGGCAGCCUUCGCAUGGAGUGCAGCCUUCGCAUGAUAGUGCAGCCUACGCAUGGAGUGCAGCCUUCGCAAGGAGUGCAGCCUUCGCAAGGAGUGCUGCCUUCGCAUGGAGUGCUGAAUUCGCACGGAGUGCUGCCUUCGCACGGAGUGCUGCCUUUGCAUGGAGUGCUGCCUUUGCACGGAGUGCUGCCUUCCCAAGGAGUGCUGCCGUCGCAAGGAGUGCUGCCUUCACAAGGAGUGCUGCCUUCGUAAGGAGUGCUGCCUUCGCAAGGAGUGCUGCCUUUGCAAGGAGAGCUGCCUUCGCAAGGAGUGCUGCCAUCGCAAGGAGUGCUGCCUUCGCAAGGAGUGCUGCCUUUGCAAGGAGUGCUGCCUUCGCAAGGAGUGCUGCCUUCGCAAGGUGUGCUGCCUUCGCAAGGAGUGCUGCCUUUGCAAGGAGUGCUGCCUUCGCAAGGAACGCUGCCUUUGCAAGGAGUGCUGCCUUUGCAAGGAGUGCUGCCUUCGCACGGAAAGCAUCCUUUGCAAGGAGUGCUGCCUUUGCACGGAGUGCUGCCUUCGCACGGAGUGCAGCCUUUGCACAUAGUGCUGACUUUGCAUGGAGUGCUGCCUUUCUACAGAUUGCUGCCUUCGCAAGGAGUGCUGCCUUCCCAAGGAGUGCUGCCUUAGGACGGAGUGCUGCCUUCGCUAGGAGUGCUGAAUUCGUACGGAGUGCAGCCUUCGCAAGGAGUGCAGCCUUCGCAAGGAGUGCUGCCUUCGCAAGGAGUGCUGCUUUCGCAAGGAACGCUGCCUUUGCAAGGAGUGCUGCCUUUGCAAGGAGUGCUGCCUUCGCACGGAAAGUAUCCUUCGCAAGGAGUGCUGCCUUUGCACGGAGUGCUGCCUUCGCACUGAGUGCAGCCUUCGCACGUAGUGCUGACUUUGCAUGGAGUGCUGCCUUUCUACAGAUUGCUGCCUUCGCAAGGAGUGCUGCCUUCGCAAAGAGUGCUGACUUCGCAAGUGCUGCCUUCGCAAGGAGGGCUGCCUUCGCAAAGAGUGCUGCCUUCGCAAGGAGUGCUGCCUUUGCACAGAGUGCUGCCUUUGCAGGGAGUGCUGCCUUUGCACAGAGUGCUGCCUCCGCAAGGACUGCUGCCUUUGCAUGGACUGUUGCCUUUGCAUGGACUGUUGCCUUUGCAAGGAGUGCUGCCUUCGCAAGGAGUAAUGCCUUCGCAAGGAGUGCUGCCUUCGCAAGGAGUGCUGCCUUCGCAAGGAGUGCUGCCUUCGCAAGGAGUGCUGCCUUCGCAAGGAGUGCUGCCUUCGCAAGGAGUGCUGCCUUCGCAAUGAGGGCUGCCUUCGCUAGGAGUGCUGCCUUCGCAAGGAGUGCUGUCUUCGCAAGGAGUACUGUCUUCGCAAGGAGUGCUGUCUUCGCAAGGGGUGCUGUCUUCGCAAGGAGUGCUGUCUUCGCAAGGAGUGCUGUCUUCGCAAGGAGUGCUGCCUUCGCAAGGAGUGCUGCCUUCGCAAGGAGUGCUGCCUUCGCAAGGAGUGCUGCCUUCGCAAGGAGUGCUGCCUUCGCAAGGAGUGCUGCCUUCGCAAGGAGUGCUGCCUUCGCAAGGAGUGCUGCCUUCGCAAGGAGUGCUGCCUUCGCAAGGAGUGCUGCCUUCGCAAGGAGUGCUGCCUUCGCAAGGAGUGCUGCCAUCGCAUGGAGUGCUGCCUUGGGACAGAGUGCUGCCUUCACUAGGGGUGUUGCCUUCGUACACAGUGCAGCCUUCGCAAGGAGUGCUGCCUUCGCAAGGUGUGCUGCCUUUGCAAGGAGUACUGCCUUCGCAAGGAGUGCUGCCUUCGCAAGGAGUGCUGCCUUCGCUAGCAGUGUUGCCUUCGCAAGGAGUGUUGCGUUCAGAAGGAGUGGUGCCUCCGCAAGGGGUGCUGCCUUCGCAAGGAGUGCUGCCUUUGCAAGGAGUACUGCCUUCGCAAGGAGUGCUGCCUUCGCAAGGAGUGCUGCCUUCGCAAGGAGUGCUGCCUUCGCGAGGAGGGCUGCCUUCGAGAGGAGGGCUGCCUUCGCAGGGAGUGCUGCCUUCGCAAGGGGUAAUGCCUUCGCAAGUAGUGCUGCCUUCUCAGGGAGUACUGCCUUUGCAACGAGUGCUGCCUUCCAAUGA
Messenger RNA from Schistocerca cancellata (South American locust), 2583 nucleotides. RefSeq names its product sialidase-like. The coding region runs from base 1 to 2583 and encodes 860 amino acids. The transcript is spliced from 3 exons. NCBI's taxonomy places the organism in Eukaryota, Metazoa, Arthropoda, Insecta, Orthoptera, Acrididae. The record is from RefSeq and is a predicted model, not a curated record.